AUGCUACAGGCAAAAUUUCUAACCCAGGAUCAAAUUAACGAGUUCAAGGAAUGUUUUUCCCUGUACGACAAGAAACAAAAAGGAAAGAUAAAAGCCACUGACCUGCUGGCAGUGAUGAGGUGCCUGGGAGCCAGCCCGACGCCAGGAGAGGUGCAGAGACAUCUCCACCUGCACAAGAUCGACAGAAAUGCAGAGUUGGAUUUCUCCACUUUCCUGAAUAUAAUGUACAGGCAAAUGAAGCAAGAGGAACCUGAGAGGGAAAUCCUCACAGCCUUGUCCAUGAUGGACACGCAGAAAAAAGGAGUCAUCACCGUUUCAGAGCUGAGAGCCAAACUAACAAGACUAGGAGAAAAGCUUUCUGAGGAAGAAGAGUUCAAGGAAUGUUUUUCCCUGUACGACAAGAAACAAAAAGGAAAGAUAAAAGCCACUGACCUGCUGGCAGUGAUGAGGUGCCUGGGAGCCAGCCCGACGCCAGGAGAGGUGCAGAGACAUCUCCACCUGCACAAGAUCGACAGAAAUGCAGAGUUGGAUUUCUCCACUUUCCUGAAUAUAAUGUACAGGCAAAUGAAGCAAGAGGAACCUGAGAGGGAAAUCCUCACAGCCUUGUCCAUGAUGGACACGCAGAAAAAAGGAGUCAUCACCGUUUCAGAGCUGAGAGCCAAACUAACAAGACUAGGAGAAAAGCUUUCUGAGGAAGAAGUUGAUGAGCUGCUGAAAGAAGCCAAAGUUGGACCAAAUGGAACAAUAAAAUAUGAAGAAUUUGUCCACAUCAUUUGCCUUCCUAGAGUCGACUACUGA
Messenger RNA from Chaetura pelagica (chimney swift), 798 nucleotides. RefSeq names its product calmodulin-like 4 (gene CALML4). NCBI's taxonomy places the organism in Eukaryota, Metazoa, Chordata, Aves, Apodiformes, Apodidae. The record is from RefSeq and is a predicted model, not a curated record. Bases 1 to 798 code for a protein of 265 amino acids. Gene Ontology annotation, cellular component: myosin II complex. The transcript is spliced from 6 exons. Gene Ontology annotation, molecular function: calcium ion binding.